AUGAUUAAAGUGUACGACGGCAACAGCUCCUUGAGGCGAAGAAUAUUUCGAGUGAUUCCGGUACCCAGGCAGGCUACGACAGAGCAGGUUCUCACAUUGGCAUUGCGCGCAUUUCACAUCACAAAAGAUCCUAGUAACUUUUACUUAACCGACCUGUAUGCUGCGGAGGAAACUGAGUUGUGUGACCCGACACCUGUUUUAAAUUUAAAUCGCCAAGAAGGCAAACGUCCGGCUGUGUUCUUACGAUUUAAAAAUAACGACAGUGGGGAAGUACGAGUUUAUCCCGGCAAAUUGCAGGUAUCAGAGUCAUUCUGUAUAGUACCUGUUACCGAAGCAACAACUGUUGCAGACUUAAUAAACGAAGCACUUGAGAAGUUUGGUUUACAAAAUUUUAAUUGCGAUGACUAUAGGUGCAGUGAAAUUCUUUUAGACCGUGGCGUGACGGAAAGGGUUUUGUCCUGGGACGAAAGACCUUGGGAUAUCGUUAAGAAGCUGGGAAAAGAUUCUAUUAGGCAAAUGGAACUAAUGCGGUUCUAUCUACAGUUAAAGCAAGACCCCCAUGGACCCAACUUGGCUUUAUUCGUGGGCAACUUGCCACCAAAUCUUUCUGAAAGAAGUUAUGAGAAUAUGUUGAUAGAAUUUUUAGGAAAAGAAAAUAGGUUUUCAUUAAUUGGCCCAAUUUAUUAUGAAUACGGUUCGAUGGUCAUUAUAUAUGAAGAUGCGAAUAAAGCGGUCAGAGCAUUAUAUGCGUUGCGAGAGUCAAAAUACGAAGACAAGCAUCUUCUAGUAAUGCUUUUACCGAGUAUCGAGCCAAGUAUGGUACCAUCGGGUGUUCAACCGCUGCUCGUGUUUGUAAACGUAAAAUCUGGCGGCUGUCAAGGGCUCCAGCUAAUUUCUAGUUUUCGUAAACUAUUAAAUCCUUAUCAAGUGUUUGAUCUCGAUAACGGCGGACCUCUCCCCGGGCUUUACGUUUUUCGCCACAUAAAAGACUAUAAGAUAUUAGUUUGCGGUGGUGAUGGAACGAUAGGCUGGGUAUUACAAUGUUUAGAUAAUGUGGGUCAAGAUAGCGAGUGUUCUUCUCCCGCUUGCGCUAUUGUACCUUUGGGAACGGGAAACGAUCUUGCGCGUGUACUAUGUUGGGGUUCAGGAUACACGGGUGACGAGGAUCCGUUAAACUUAUUGCGAGACGUUAUCGAUGCGGAAGAAAUAAUAUUGGAUAGAUGGACUGUAGUUUUUCAUCCAGAAGAGAAAGAACAGACUCAAGUAGUUUGUAAUGCUGCAGUGUCGUAUUAUGUUACAGGCGCUGGUUCAACAAGCGAAGACAAUACGCAAAUAUAUGUAAUGAAUAAUUAUUUUGGCAUCGGCGUCGAUGCGGAUUUAUGUCUUGACUUUCACAACGCGAGAGAGGAAAACCCUAAUAAGUUCAAAAGCAGAUUACGAAAUAAAGGUGUAUAUGUAACUAUGGGUUUACGUAAGAUGGUCAGACGUAAGCCGUGCAAAGAUUUGCAUAAAGAAAUUCGGUUAGAAGUAGAUGGUAAAUUGGUCGAAUUACCGCAAGUGGAGGGAAUAAUUAUUCUGAACAUUUUAAGUUGGGGUUCUGGUGCUAAUCCUUGGGGACCAGAUACCAAAGAAGAUCAAUUUUAUACACCAAAUCACUGGGAUGGUAUGUUAGAGGUUGUCGGAGUUACAGGCGUUAUGCACCUUGGACAAAUACAAUCGGGUCUACGUACGGCUAUGAGAAUAGCGCAGGGCGGACACAUAAAAAUUCACUUAAACUCAGAUAUACCUGUACAAGUAGACGGCGAACCGUGGGUUCAGAGUCCCGGAGACAUUGUAGUCUUGAAGUCAGCGCUCAAGGCUACGAUGCUGAAGAAGACUAAGGGUAAAAUGAAGCGGCGUAAUACAGAAUCCAGUAUGCAAUUGGCGCUUCAGGCUGCACCGUCGAGCGAUCCGGACGAAGAUAUCUUCUGAGUGAAUAAACAUUUAAAGUGAAAGUGAUUCGAACACGCUGCGGUAACGGCAAGAGCACGUAGCCAUAUAUCGAAAGAACUCGAUCGAUUAGCGUACGUAAUAAAAUAAAAUCGGCCUCGAAAUCGUCCGACAGCAGUUGCGCUGCACGAACUUAAAACAUAAGUACUUACUUACAACGCGAGAAGAAAAGAAAA
This is a messenger RNA of Formica exsecta, 2165 nucleotides long. Its product is annotated as diacylglycerol kinase theta-like. Bases 1 to 1971 code for a protein of 656 amino acids. NCBI's taxonomy places the organism in Eukaryota, Metazoa, Arthropoda, Insecta, Hymenoptera, Formicidae. Gene Ontology annotation, molecular function: ATP-dependent diacylglycerol kinase activity; nucleic acid binding. The transcript is spliced from 11 exons. The record is from RefSeq and is a predicted model, not a curated record. Gene Ontology annotation, biological process: lipid phosphorylation; intracellular signal transduction; diacylglycerol metabolic process.